This is a messenger RNA of Trichoderma aggressivum f. europaeum, 2583 nucleotides long. RefSeq lists its product as uncharacterized. Lineage: Eukaryota; Fungi; Ascomycota; Sordariomycetes; Hypocreales; Hypocreaceae. Gene Ontology annotation, biological process: polysaccharide biosynthetic process. Gene Ontology annotation, molecular function: transaminase activity; pyridoxal phosphate binding. The record is from RefSeq and is a predicted model, not a curated record. The coding region runs from base 1 to 2583 and encodes 860 amino acids. The transcript is spliced from 7 exons.
AUGAAUGCUAAGUUAACCCUUCUAAGGUACGCCACGUCUCCCGUCCAAAGCACUCAUCGCCAGCUCGCUAUACUGGGCGGCUAUCCAGCGUUUCCUCCUGGAAGUUCUGUGCCGCUGAUUCAGGUUCAGGGCUACCGUCCCAAGGGUGACUCCAGCGCCGUCGACGCGGUGCUCGCCAAUGAGGCCAACGAGGACUCCAAGAGCCGUCCUAGCCAGCAGCGCUUUGUCUCCAAGAUACUUCCUGGGGUUGGAGAACCCGGUGCGAGCUACCGGGUCACUCUGCAAAGCCGCAUCGGGGAGUUCCUGAAGCUUGAUACGGCUAAUACAUCCGUCAUUUGCGUCACCAGCGGUACGAAUGCGAUCCGAGCUGUUCUCAAGGGUGUCCACGCUAAAGGCGAUUCUGAAGACUGCAAGGAGGUCAUUGUGCCCGCGACAACUGCUGGGGCGACUAUCGAAGCCGUCAUCGAAGAGGGUUUUGAGCCUGUCUUUGUGGAUGUUGACCCGGCCUCAUGGCACCUGUCGUACGAGGGUACCAAGCGUGCCAUCUCGAACAAGACCGCAGCCAUCAUCACGGUUGAUUGGCUGGGAACUCAAUGCGCCCUCGGCCCGUUCCGCAAGCUGGCUGACAAGCACGGCAUCCCGCUGAUCUCUGACAGCGCCCAGAGCUUUGGUGCCACCAACGGCCAACCGCCUUCAAUCGGCCUCGCCCAUGCCACCAUUUAUAGCUUAGACCCUACCGGCAUCCUGCGUCGCGAGGCGUUGGCCGAACCCAACGCUUUUGUGUGUCUUCGAGCCUUGGAGUCACUUAUCGAUGCUCUUGAAAAGCGCGGAGCGGCUGGAAAGCUGUACCGUCGGCUUCUCGGUGCCUUUGGACUCAAUGCAAAGGUCCUCUGCAAUACUCCCAAGGCCGAGAACGUCCAUUGCAGCACAGAGAGGAUGCCGUGCGUCGGCGCCAUUGAUAAGCUUGCAUCGCGAGGCAGAGUCGGAGGAGACCUCAAGCAUAGCCGACUGCUGGCCACAACUUCAGUGACGCUUCCCAUCUCCAACAUGAUGACUCUUGAAACUGUCGAGACAAUCUGUGGCUUGAUCAAGCUCAUCCAGCACAAGGCAGGAGACAUCCUUGAGGCAAACAAGGGCGAGGUAGCUCCAGCCGCCCCGAGAGGAUCUGCGGACGUCAUGGACCUCGAGUCGAAAUAUCGCCUGCACUUGGUGAUACCCAUCCUUGACAGUGCAAACAGCAUGUAUUCCAAGGUAUUCGUUCCGCGCGAUCACAUGCUUGAGCACAAGAUAUCCAUCGACGAGUUCCUCGCACGUUUCCGGUCGCAAAGACAAUGGAAGCUGAACGAGCGUGUCCUCGCGGAGCUUCGAGUCGACACCAUCAUCGGCACGACCGUCAUUCUUGCCCCGCACGGCGCCGGCCGCAACUCGGCGAGUCCCGUGGCCUUGGAUGGGGGCGGGUCCUCGGCAACCGUCACGUUGGUCCCCGGUCCCGAGGGAAAAUUGACGGUCCGCAAGUCCGCCACGGGAUACGGUAUCGACGGCAACGGGGCACCAUGGCUGAGACUCCAGUCGUUGUUUUUGAGCGCAAGCCGUGCCGUGAAGAAGACGGGCAUGUGGACGACAAAAAGUUCGAGCGAGGCGAUUAUUGGAAAGCUUUUCGACUACUCUGCCGACGGCGACUUCCACACGCUCACGAUCCAGCAGCAUCCCGGUCUGGAUACCACAAACGGCGCCGCCUUGACGCUCCUCCCAGCGCUCAUAUCCGACAAAGUGGUGAAGAAGUGGAUCGACCAGGUCGAGCACCAUGGCGCGCGAUCCUUUGAGCUGAGGGUGAGGGUUGGCGAGGCGGCACACUUCGUUGCGGAUUGCGCUUGCGCCUUGGGACGGGGCACACCAUGGAGGGUCGUCCCUCUGUUCCUUUUGGGACUCGAGAAGUUGAAUGAUGUUGUCACCCUCUUGGAUGGUAAAGCUCAGCUUUCUGUCGACAACGAGAGCGUUUCGUACGACUUGUCAAGACGGGGAUCAUCAUCCCGUUCGCAGUUCACCGGCAGGAAUAACGACAAACUUCUCUCUCCCGGGUCCUUUGGCAUCUCGCCUCUGCACCUGGCCGUGUUGCAGGCGAACCAACUCCCAUUCCCAAAGCCCGGCCGGUGGGUCGUCGAGAACGACUCAUUCUUCCUGCUCAGCCGCCCCCUGGCUCUGGGAGGCGACGACGUGUGCCUGCUGGCCACGAAGCGACCGACAUCGGGCUCGAGCUCGUCCUGGAGAGUAUGCGUCGACGGGUCUGUGAAGGAGGACGGACGGCUUUUCGCGAAGCAUUUCCGAGACAUUGAAGCGCACGAAAGGGGAAGCGAGUUGAUCCGGACAACAAGCGGGUUGUCCGUGCCGCACCAUCUGGCGAAACAGGUAGCCCGGAGAGAAGACGACUAUUCCGCGCGAACGAGCCCCUUGCUAGUCGACAUUGUGCUCCCGCGCGAGUAUCUCAAGCUGCUGGCCAACGUUCGCAGUGAUGCUCGUCUCAGCAGUCUGGCCUACGCCGGCGCCGCGGUGCAGUGGCUCCAGCGUAAUGCUGGUAAGUUCUAG